This is a messenger RNA of Poeciliopsis prolifica (blackstripe livebearer), 4484 nucleotides long. RefSeq names its product deoxyribodipyrimidine photo-lyase. The record is from RefSeq and is a predicted model, not a curated record. Gene Ontology annotation, molecular function: DNA binding; FAD binding. Lineage: Eukaryota; Metazoa; Chordata; Actinopteri; Cyprinodontiformes; Poeciliidae. The coding region runs from base 75 to 2759 and encodes 894 amino acids. The transcript has 10 exons. Gene Ontology annotation, cellular component: cytoplasm; nucleus. Gene Ontology annotation, biological process: entrainment of circadian clock by photoperiod; circadian regulation of gene expression.
ACUUCAUGUCCGCCAGUUACAUUUCACUUUAGCGCAGUUUUACGUGAACUGCACCGUCACUGUUCUCAUGUGAGAUGCCGCACUCCGCCGCCGGUGACCGAGCUGCUGUCAGGCAGAUGCUGAGGGAGGUGCUGGCGGGUCGAGAAGACCCGGAGGGCUUCUUCGCGAUGUGUGUGUCCAUCCUGGGGCACCAAGAGACGCGGUCACAGUUUCCGUCCAUCAUCAAGCCGCUGUCUACGGCCAACAUCCGGCUGCACUCCGUCCUCGGUUCCAUCUACCAGGGAUAUUUCUCAAAGUAUUAUUUCAACACAAAUGAGGGAAUAGGUGUAAAGUGUGAAACGGAGGAUGACGACCUGGAGUUUGCUCUGGCUCUUUCUCUUCUGGAAAUGAAGGAUCAGCAGAUAUCAACCCCGAACCAAUUGCCCCCUCACCUUGGAGUCGGAGGCAAUGCAAGCAGUGUUGCACUCAACUCAAAUGCAAAAUCUCAAGUAAAUAGUAGCACCCAACAAGAAGAUGCGCCUGGCAGAGAAAAGAGUGCCUUUGUGGCGCAGUCAAUGUCCGGCAGUAAGGAAAACUUCAGAGAGAACCAAAUUUAUAAAAGUACACAUGUUGAAGGUGUUGAUGACAAAUCACUUGGAACAAGCCAGGCUCUUUAUGUUCCAGAUUCCUCUACUUCAUUUUCUAUUCCAAACACAGCAUCCGUAAGUGGCCAAGUUAUGAAGGAGGGAGAUUUGAAUCUAACAAAGAAACCGAAAUGUUCUAAAAAUAGGCGGCAACGGCGAAAAGCAGCUGCCCAGCAGAUUGUAGGUUUAACCCGUUCUCCAUCAGCGCCACCACCUGUUUUACUUUGGUUCAGGAGAGACCUUAGACUCUGUGAUAAUCCUGCUCUUAUCAGAUGUCUUGAGUUGGGUGCACCUGUCAUUCCUGUCUUUAUUUGGAGUCCUGAGGAGGAGGAGGGUCCAGGGGUCACCCUUGCUAUGGGGGGAGCUUGUAAAUACUGGCUUCAUCAGGCUUUGUCUUGCUUUUGUGCCUCCCUGGAGCGGAUUGGCAGCCAUCUCAUCUUUAUCAAAGCCAGUGCAGAUGGGAACAAAGACGGAUCUUCACUGCAUGCGCUGAAAACAUUAGUAAAGGAAACCGGGGCACAAACUGUAAUGGCUAAUGCUUUGUACGAACCGUGGCUGAAGGAGAGGGAUGAUGUGGUCUUUUCAGCCCUGCACAAAGAAGGAGUUGAAUGUAAAAUGUUCCACUCGUACUGUCUCAGAGAUCCGUUUUCUGUCAGCACAGAGGGCGUGGGGCUCAGAGGCAUCGGUUCAGUGUCUCAUUUCAUGAACUGCUGCAGACAAAACCCAGGAGCUUCUCUAGGUGUUCCUCUGGACCCACCAGUGUCUCUUCCUUCACCUACCUGCUGGCCACCAGGUGUCCCAUUGGACAUGCUUGGUCUCGCACGCAUGCCACGCAGGAAGGAUGGCACAAUUAUUGACUGGGCUGAAAACAUUCGCAAGUCCUGGGACUUUAGUGAAGAUGGAGCACACGCCCAACUGGAAGCUUUUCUUCAUGAUGGUGUGUAUAGAUAUGAAAAAGAGUCAGGCAGGGCAGAUGCUCCGAACACCAGCUGUCUGUCUCCCUACCUGCACUUCGGUCAGCUCAGUCCACGCUGGCUGCUAUGGGAUGCCAAAGGAGCCAGGUGUCGACCCCCAAAGUUCCAACGGAAGCUGGCCUGGAGGGAUUUGGCUUACUGGCAGCUAACACUGUUUCCUGAUCUGCCCUGGGAAUCACUCAGACCUCCCUACAAGGCUUUACGUUGGAGCACUGAUUGCCGCCACCUAAAGGCUUGGCAGAAAGGUAAAACUGGCUACCCUCUAGUUGAUGCAGCCAUGAGGCAGCUGUGGCUGACAGGCUGGAUGAACAACUACAUGCGACAUGUAGUGGCAUCUUUUCUCAUUGCCUAUCUUCAUAUGCCUUGGCAAGAAGGCUAUCGCUGGUUCCAGGACACCCUCGUGGAUGCAGAUGUUGCUAUCGAUGCUAUGAUGUGGCAGAAUGGUGGUAUGUGUGGCCUGGAUCACUGGAACUUUGUGAUGCACCCAGUUGAUGCAGCAAUGACCUGUGACCCGUACGGCAGCUAUGUCAGGAAAUGGUGUCCUGAGCUUGCAGCUUUGCCAGACGAGCUCAUACACAAACCCUGGAAAUGUCCUGCAUCUAUUCUGCGGCGAGCAGGUGUGGUGUUUGGCCAGACGUAUCCUGAACGAAUAGUUACCAAUCUAGAGGAGCAGAGGAGCAAAUCUCUACAAGAUGUAGCUCUGGUGCGCAAGCAGUUCCAACAGUAUGUUGACAAGCGCUCAGGCUGUGAUUUGGUGCCUUUGCCCAAACGCCUUCUGUCUGAGGCUCUAGGUGUGUCUCAAAGGGACGGGGCUGUGGUGUCGGAGGGGAAACAGUUCCUGCUGCCUGUCAUCACCCGCAUGGAAUUCAAACACCAGCUGGAAGACCCGGACGCAGAUGCUGCCUCAAACCCUUAUAACGCAGUGCUGAAAGGAUAUGUGAGCCGUAAGAGGGACGAGACCAUAGCGUUCCUAAAUGAGACGGACUUUACAGCCAGUGUGAUGUACGAGGGGGCACAGAGACAGGAGAGACUGGAGAGGGAUUACCGCAGAAUGGAGGGACUCCCUCCGGCUCCGUCAAACCGGGGAAGGGCCAGAAGGACUCCAACAGCCAAGGACAAGUUCUCUAUUGUCCCCGGUGGUGUCAUCGCUUCAAGGAACUGAACCAGAGAAGAAACAUGAAAUACUUCCAGGAUCGAAGUUAGAAAAUUGUACUGUUAAAAAUGUGCAAGUUUAGAAAUGUACUUCUCUUGGUUGGGUUUUAAAACAUUGCUGGUGUAUUUUCUAAAGCUGUCUCCACACGCAGCUUCCAUCCCUCUACAUGCACACUACAAUGUUGGUUGAGAUUGCAGUUGACUUAUUGUACUGCAAAUUUCUGUAUUCAAAGAAAAAAAAAGUCUUUGAAAACUUUUUCACAUUUUUCUACAUUAGAACCACAAGGUACUGCAGUGGGAUUUUAUAUAACACAUCAGUAUAAUGCAGUGCGCAACUAUGAAAUCGAAGGAAAUUGAUGCAUACUCCUUUGAUUUGGAAAUGUAAUCUUAUUCUUCUUUGUAAAGUAGUUACAAUGAAGAGAAUCUGUGACAAAUUUUCUGAGGUCCAAUUUUCAGGUUGCCACAGAUUUUUAGUUGGAUUUAGGUUUGAACUUUGACAGGGCCAUUCAGACGUGUAUAUUCUUUGAUUUAAUCUGUUCCACUGCAUCUUUUGCUGUUUUUAGGGUUGUUCUAUUUUUAGCUUCCCAUAGCUUUUCUUCCUGGAAAACAGUGAUUGCCUUUGGCUCCAUUCACUUUCCCAUCAACUCUUAACCAGUUUCCAUAUUCCUGCAUCCGCAAAAUGAAGCCACCACUGUCAUCCACCCUGAGGAUGGGAUGUUCAGGGUGAUGUCCAAUAUUAAUUUUCAGCCAUGCAUAAUGUACAUAUUGACCAGAUAGUCCAGUUUCGGUGUCAUCUUCUUCCACCUGCUGUCUGCUCUUUGUCUUGUCACUCUUCUUUGGAAGGUACAACUAUUUUCCCAACUGACUUAUGGAUCUCUGCUGCUCCAUCAACGUUAAUAAGAGCUUCUUUGUUGCUUCCCUGUUUAAUAGAGAUUUUACCUGGCCAGUCAGUUCAGGGGGACGGAGAUGUCUUGAAAGGUUUGAUGAUGUGUCAGUGUGAACAAUGCUCUGUAAAAUAUCGAAAUCCUUUAAAGUCUUCCACAUUGUCCUUAAGUAUUCCAAUUUGAUAUUGGCCUUUAUGAUGCUGUUAUUUCUCUAACAAACCUCUUAGACCUUCUCAGAACAACUAUUUAUACCAAGAUUGAACACAAAUGGACUCCAUUUAGCAUUUACACAACUAUUGAAGGGACAUCGAAUUUCAUCUGGAAGCUCCCAAAAAAAAAUUAAAAUGUGUAUCAUUUUAGUGCCACAGAAAGUACCUGCUACUUUGUGUGAAUUAUUCACACAAAAAUAUGAUUGAAUAUUGAGAACUUGUUUCCUACCUCCAUUGGUAUAAAAGCUGCAUAUUUUUCAAUCAAAAAUUCACUAAGCUAUUAUAUAAAUUCACAUACUUCUACCAUAGUCCCUGUUAACCAACAGAUGCAUCUCUUCCUAAUGUGGCGUUAAAGCCUGAGCAGUUUAUUCCGUUGUCAAAUCAAUUAUUAAAGCCAAAGCUGCCGUGUUUCUCCACCCAUCAUCUGCUGCCGGGGCCUGCUGGUUGAGGUGGUUAUCAUUUUCCUGUCUUGUUGCAUUUUGGAUCAAGUAUUUUGUAUGUCUUAUGUGAUGCUGGAAGCUGGUUGUUUCUCUGUAUGACUUGGUGCAGCCACAACAACAACCAAAGAUGUACAAACUGUAAACCGAUUUUGCUUUUAAUAUACCGUCUGAAAGUUCGGAAAUAAAAUUCACACAAACUCAA